ACAAGUGAUCAUCCCGCCAAAAUGCAAAAUGGCCAAGAUUCCUACUCUGGAAAUUAACUAACAAGGAGGGAUUAAUUUGCGUUAAAAACCCCAGCAAACAUUUAUAUUCUUUUUCACGUUGUCAAAAUGGAGAGAGAUCGAGACCUGGCUGAACAACUACGAAGCUGGGCAUUGGACGAAAUGCGAUUUCGACCUCAAGGACGACACGUCAAUGCAAGUGUACCAUCGAAGGACGACUUCAAGAUGUUAUGCCGUGGAGCAAUGGUGGAUGUUUGGAAGUAUGUUUUACAGCAUGUCAGGUCUACAAGAACUGUGCAGAAGAUCCAUGGGAAUUUGAAGUUACAAAAACUGAUCCAUGAACAGGCAGCUCCUGUAGUUGAUAAAGCAGAGGACAGUGAAAGAGGAGAUGUCAAGGAGAAACAUUCUCUGUUAACUAAGGAGCUUUUGGAAGUCAGAAGUAAAGUGCAACAUCUGGAAAAAGAAAUGAGGGCCUUGCAGAAGGAGAUUCUUGAGGCUGAGGAGGCAUAUUCUGACACUACCCAGGAAAUUUCUGAUCUAAUGAAAAGAACUACUUUGCUGAGCAUCCAUUCCAAGCAGUGCAAACUGUUGGUAGAGUUGUACACAAGCCUUGCUAAACAGAUUAAGGAUAAGAACACAAUUUACAAGGAUAUUGCAAGAAAAAAAUCAGCUGAUCCUACAUAUUAUACAUCACAGGGAAUCAUAACUGGGAGAAAGGAAACUUUUACAGCCAUUGAUGGGCGAUCAACUCCUACAGGAUUAGAAUCAGCUUCGACGCGAUCAGUUAGGGAAUCUUGUGAAAGAAUUGGAUCAUUUUUACAUGAUAUCUGUAAGGCAGAUGAAGAGAAUGGAAGGGUUGAGGAUGCAAGUCAGAGAGAGAUAAAAGAUCAAUUAUGGACUGGAGUAGAGAAUGCCUUGUCUCAACACAUGGCAAAAGAUGUUCUUACAUCUUUGUGUCGAGUAGCCCAGGACUCUGCAGUCAGCCUGCGGGAAUUGUCUGUGAGAAUUGAUCUAAAGAAAGAUGCUCAAGAACUCAAGUUUAAAUAUGAAAACUGUGGCAAACUUACAGACACUUCAUCGCCACCUUCUUUGCUUCAAAGUGUUCACCAAUUAAUAGAGAAAGGUCAAGCUGCCCAUUUUCAAAGGUUUGUUGAAUCUGAAAGAGGACUCAAUGAAGCCUGGCGAGGAAGACAAAGACUUCAAACUCUCCAGCAACAGUUGGAGGCUAAUUUUGUGGCCAGAUACCAAGACUCUCCUGGAAAUAUUGAAUUGGCAAGAGUUUUGCUUCACAAUGAAUUAGAGCUGGCAGCAUCAAAAGCCUCCUUGGAUUACAUGAAGGCAGCGAUGGCCGAACUGGCUGCGUGUAGAAAUGAAAGGCAUAGGGCCAAGGAAAUCUUGAUCACGAAACACAAAAAGAUACAAGACUUUGAAAGACUAGCUCAAACCAAACAGGCUAUGAUCCAAGCUCUUGUCAAACAAAAUUCAAACGCCAGAACAAGGAUCGAGAAGCAAAAACAUGAGCUCCUCCAGUACAUACAGCAAAAAAUCUGCUCGCACGAGGCACACGUAGUUGCCAUGACAAAACAACUACAGAACAGUACUGCACGUGAGGUGGAUAAGUUUGCUGCCUUACCUUUGGAUCAAGUUCAUUAUUCUGGAGUGGACAGUGCCAGAAGAGUCCCAAUCAGUGAAUUAUCAAUAAACCGCCUGGAGAAUCUCACCACCAGUGCAGGAGGAACAACAAUCAGGGCUGUUUUAGACAGUUUGGAUUUUCCAAUGUAUAAGGCUCCUGAAGAACUGCUUCCAACAGCUAUGAAUCUGAAAGAGAAAGUUGACGACGCUAAGAUUCUGGCACAAUCACGUGAUAGCAUGUUUUCUGAAGUCAACGGCGACAGGUCGUGUGAUAGGAUGGUUGUGCAUUUGAACGGCUUGAGGAGAGAAGUUGCCGAACAAGACCGCGCACAACUUGAUUAUAUUAUGCCACUGAUACAGAACGGGCUCAACAAAACCACCAAAGCUUUGUCAGACUGUAUCUCUGUCAAGGACGUUGUAAGCUCAUGGUGGGAGCAACCAGCUCAGUUUGUUGUACCGUGGGUGAAGUUGGAUGACAUGAACAUGAGACAGUGGACAGACCAGUGGACAUUGUGCGCCACUCGUUUGAGACAACUACAGAUGAGUCACUGACAGAGGGGCUUGCGGUCGUGACGGACUGGAAUCUCGUAUGCUUUUUAUUUCAUAAAUGUAUUUUGGACAAAGUAAAUAGUUAACCUUAAAGGACAGCUUUACCUUAAAAAACACAGACAAUAACAAAACACCCACAAAUGAAACAAAAAAAAACGGGCCACAGCGGAAAUUAAAAUCCAGGCCAAAGUGUGAAAUUCGGUUUUGUCAUCCAGUCUGAUACAGGACCAAAGAAACUAUAAACGUGAUUUAUUAGAAAUGACCUCUAUGUUUUAAGAUAGCUGAAAUAGCUUCCUGUGUUGAAAUAAAAUGGCAA
Molecule: messenger RNA, 2515 nt
Organism: Pocillopora verrucosa
Lineage: Eukaryota; Metazoa; Cnidaria; Anthozoa; Scleractinia; Pocilloporidae
Product: HAUS augmin-like complex subunit 5
Biological process (GO): centrosome cycle; spindle assembly
Cellular component (GO): centrosome; HAUS complex
Source: RefSeq, a predicted model, not a curated record